UGAGAAUGAGCGAGGCGGUUGGUGCCGUGAAGGUCAUGUGCGUGACUGGAGCAUCCGGUUACAUCGCCUUGUGGCUUGUCAAGCUCCUCCUGCAGCACGGCUACACUGUCAAGGCCUCGGUCCGCAAUCCGAAUGAUCCAAAAACUGAACAUCUGCUUGGACUUAAUGGAGCGAAAGAUAGACUUCAACUGUUCAAAGCCAACCUGCUGGAAGAGGGUUCAUUUGAUCCUAUUGAUGAGGGUUGUGCAGGCGUUUUCCACACUGCCUCGCCCUUUUAUCAUGAUGUCAAGGAUCCGCAGGCGGAAUUAUUUGAUCCUGCGAAGGGAGCUCUUAAUGUCCUGAAUUCAUGUUCCAAAGCGCCUUCUGUGCAGCGUGUGGUCAUGACAUCAUCUAUGGCUGCAGUCGCACACAACGGAAAACUGCAGACACCUGAUGUUGCAGUGGGUGAAAGUUGAUUUUCUGAUCCAGACUUCUGCAGGCAAACCAACGCGUACCAACAUUUAACACAAGUGCUGCGGCGGUUGCAAAUUUGA
This is a messenger RNA of Eucalyptus grandis, 533 nucleotides long. RefSeq names its product phenylacetaldehyde reductase. NCBI's taxonomy places the organism in Eukaryota, Viridiplantae, Streptophyta, Magnoliopsida, Myrtales, Myrtaceae. Gene Ontology annotation, molecular function: oxidoreductase activity, acting on the CH-OH group of donors, NAD or NADP as acceptor. The record is from RefSeq and is a predicted model, not a curated record.